Heterobilharzia americana is the source of this 7567-nucleotide messenger RNA. Lineage: Eukaryota; Metazoa; Platyhelminthes; Trematoda; Strigeidida; Schistosomatidae. The record is from the annotation of a GenBank genome assembly.
ACUUUUAUUACGUUGCGACAGUUACCUGUAGCCAGCGCACGUUUUGAGUUUUUACCCCAGCGCUAAUAUGUAGCGUCUGUAUAACAUGAAUCUUAGUCCUAAUAAUGUCUCACUCACAGAACAAAAUUUCCGAGUUUAAGGACUUAAUUGAUUUUGAGGGGGAUGUGGAAAGUUCUUCUAGCAAAUUCUCUGAGAUUCAGUUAAUGUUCGACCCUUUAAUCCCAGCUAACAAUCUUUCAAAUGUUAGCAGUAAAAGUGACUUGAAUUUUUUUGAUUCCUUCCUACGACCCUCUAAUAAAUCAAAGGAUUUUCAACCAAGAGAUGACACACCAUUUGAUUUCUCAAAUUAUUCAGAUUUUCUUAUUCCUCGAAUCGACAAUUCAGGAGCGUCACAUAUGUCUUUUACGACUACACAUUCUGGUGGUGUCUACAGUCAGGUUAAUUGCAUUUACAGCCAUUUAAAUGACGUGUCUCACCAGUCAGCUGUAAAUGUUAAGAAGGGCAUGUGUUCAGGAGAAGACAGUGUCAGUGAUACAGUGACAGGGAUAAAAUUAAGACAACAUGAACAAGAUUCUUUUCCCAUUUUUCAUCCGACUACUUCACCUUAUGUUCAUGAGGAUGAAAAAGGUGAAAUCAAUACUGCAGAGAUACAUGAAGAAGUGUCGUCAUCGUUGUCAAUAUCACCGCUUCACUUUAUGGUCAACUGUCAACCGACUAAUGAAUUAAAGCAGUUUGUCAAUUUUGUUCAAAGCUUAUGGAGACAAAAGUACAAUAGACCAAGAACCUCUACACUGAUCAGUGAUCUUGGUGAUAGUUCUGAUCAAAAUGGCGGUUGUUCAGAGGAUGUAUAUUCAUCUCCCGAUUCUUGGGCAUUUGACUGUGUAUAUAAUGACUCUAUGACAAAUACAACAUCAAAAGCUUCACGAUUAUCACACUUUUUAUCUCAUCAACAGUCUAAUCCAUCAUGGGAGACAGAAACUGGAGCGUCCAAUGUAUCUCAUGUAUAUCCUAAGUCUAAGGAGUAUCCUAGCUUCCAAGAAAUUACUCCUAGUCAUUGGACAAAUACUCCUCGAUGGUGUAUCCCUCAAUUGGAAGUACGCAUCACUGCACACUUGACUGGUAGGAAAAGAUCACGUCAAAGUCUAGUUAUUGGAUCGAGGCGCCCAAUCAAUUUGGAUUUAUUGAAUAGUAGUACUCCAGUUAGUCCACGGCUACGUCUGGUUUGUGAUCCUACUACCACACUAGUCAAUGAACUCAUGUUAGAAGCGCUUGCAAAUGAUCUGAUUCCGCAUGAAUUUAGUUUGGAUGCAAAUCAAUUUCAACUGCGUCUUCAGGGCAGAGCUGAAUUGUUACGUCCGGAGGCUCGUCUAUGUGACUGUUAUCAAGUUCAACUAUGUCAUCGUUUAGACCAACCCUUGAAGUUAAUUUUAGAACCGAAAGAUGUUGACCAACCAUCUGCCAAAAAGGAUUUUAGUGAUAUUGAACAAUUUAACCCACAGAAUUAUUUCAUGCAUAACCGACCUACGCCUACUGAAGAGGAUAUCUUUAUAAGUUACAGUGUAUUUCAGAAUGCUUUGCAGAAGUUACGAUCAUGCGUUGUGGAAAAUUAUGCACAAGUUGACAGUGAAACCUGGUUGAAAGAAGUUCAUUGCACCACUUCAAGCUUAAGUCAGUCAGUGAAAGCUGUACUAACAGCUGUUUGCUAUGGAAUAGCUUUUUCUGACGUAAUCAAUGCACUGGGAAAUGUACAAGUUUGUAUUAUGGAUAUUAUAUAUGAUAUUGGUUUGAAUCAUAAAGUAGUCGGAGUAAAGCGUCAUGGCAACAAUAGCAAUAAUGACAACGCUACUGGUGGUAAUGGUAAUACAACGCAAGAAAAUUGGUUUUCAUCUAUUAGACGAAAACAGACUAAACCUUCAUCAUUAUCUAUACACAAUUUUCAACCAAAUAAGAAUUUAAACAAAACACUUGUCAAUUUGAAACGUGAUAUAAAGCCUCAAUCGAGAAAAAAAUUACAUAAUUUUAUAUUAUCAUUGAAUAAAAAUCUCCUCAGUCAGUUGAAUGCAUUUUUUAUCUGGCGCCAAGUUAGCAUAUCCGUUAAGCCGCAGCUUAUUAAUAAUCAUACAGUUCAACAUAAUAAUGAUAAUGAUGAUAGCAGUUGUUCAAUCAGUUUUCCUAAUAUGGAACAAUUAUAUCAUAAAACUGGACGACCGAAAGCUGUCCUGUUAACAGAUUAUAUGCAAUUCGAUGAUCUCCAAGUCGAAAAGUUAUGUGAACAAGAUAGGGAGAUAAAAAGUUCUUCUGACUGUCCAGAUGCUGUAGUCAUCGGUUUAAUUGCUAUACACAAUCCACCUCCUCGUAAAACAAUUGGAGUUUACAAUUCAAUUAUGAGCGGGAAUAAUACAAACACAACCUCAGCUUUAUCCAGUUCAUCUACUAGUCAAUCUGCCUUUGUAAAUAACUCAACAAGAACAGAUGGUUAUUAUUGUGUACGUAUUGGUCUGCUUUAUGCUGGUAGACCAUUGGGUAAGGUAUAUCCCAGUGAAUUAUCCAAUUAUCGCACAAAUUCAUUUGGUAAUUGUUAUACUUCAUCGCCUUAUAUUCAUCAAUCAAAAGAAUAUCAUUGGGCCAAUAAUCAUACACUAUCCGUUGAUAGCCAGCAAAAGCACACUAGAGAUUAUUUUAUUAGUGAUCCUGGUCGUUAUCAAACUAUACAAUCUGGAUUUCCUAAAGUAUUGCAAUUCGAUCAGUGGUUUAAAUUCCCAAGUUUUGCAAUCAGUCAACUACCAAGGGAAGCAAUGUUAACAAUCAGUUUAUUCUUAUGUAAAAAGUUGAAUACUGAAAAUUCUGAUGUUGAUGGAACAUUAGUCGGUUGGGUGAAUUUUCCUUUAUUCGAUAUAAAUGGUCGAUUGAAGCAAAACACAGCAGUUGUUGGUCUUUGGCCACCAUCUGAAUUUAUGCAUGAUUAUAGGCCCACCUGGUCUCAGUCUAAUACAUCACCGGAUUGUCCACUUGUACAGCUUUGUUUUCCCGAGUACCAAUAUGAGAUUGAAUUUCCCAUAAUCAAAUUUGAAAGUCCAUUGGAAACUACUAGUGACAGAUUAGUUUCAUCAUUUAACUCCCUUUGUUCAGAUGCAAAACAGUCAAUCAUUGAAGCAAAAUCUGCAAUAUUACUGCAAACAUUAAAUCCAGAAUUAUCAUUUAAAUCUGUUGAUGCUUCUUUAAUCGCCUAUAGUGCAGCAUCAUCAUCUGUGCAUAGAUCUAGUCGAAGAGAACAUGUACCAAUCCCUGUAUUACAGUUAGCAGCCCUGAAUUCAAUGCUUACAUCUUCUAAUCAAUACAGUUCUUUUGGUAGUAGUAUCAAUGGUGGCAGUACUUCUGGGAGCGGUAGUGUGGUCACUGGUGCUGGUAAUGGAAAUAAUUCUAACUGUAAUAGUAACAAUAACAGUGGUAUUAUUAAUAAUAGCAACAUUCCAGCUUGUAGCAUCAAUUCAGUUACCUGCUGUCUGCCCUGUCCACCAGCAAUAACAAUUGAAGUUUUAUGGAAUUUACGCCAUUCUAUUUGUGAUAUACCCGAGGCAAUGAUAGCACUGGUUAUCAGCUGUUUAGUGAAUUGGCCUCAAAUUACCAAACAAAAUUCAAAAAAUGCCACACAAGAAUGGUCUUGGAUCAAAUUACUAAAGGAAGUGUAUAGUCUUUUAACGGUAACUCCAGUGCCUUAUCCUGGUCUUGUCCUGCGUCUACUGUCACCGGAUGUCGCUGAUCAAGGUAUCCGUCAUUGGGCAACAAGAGCACUAUCUUUGCUUUCGUCAGACAGCCUUCUUCUGUACCUACCUCAAAUAACUGAGGCAGUAAAUCAUGACUUAUAUCUUGACUAUUCUGGUUUAGUGAGUUUAAUCCUACAUCGAGCAGCAUUCUCAAUGCGAUUUGCUAACUCUCUAUACUGGUAUCUCUAUCCUAUGCUUAAUCAAAGUCAACCUUCAUCAGAAUGGAAAUUACAGCGUUUCCGUUUUAUUCAAGCUGCAUUGUAUUGGAAUGCUGAUACCAGAUUGCGUACAAUGUGGAAACGUCAAGAGGAAAUGAUUCAUCAUUUAUCAGUAACUGCUACAAAGGUAAAGCAAGCCAGACCGAAUGCUGCAGUUCGUGAGGAAAUUCUCUAUACUCAUUUGAAGCAAUUUAUGUCUAGUUUAUCAGAAAAUUGUUUACAGUCAUCAGAUCAAGCAUCAAUUAAUGAUGCUUCACUUUCUUCUUCAAAAUCACGCCAUUGGUCAAAUGAUAAAUCAACCAUUGAGGUAUCUAAAUUAGAUGUGGAUAGUUUAGAAAAAAUAUCUGUUGAUAAUGUUAUCGGUGAAUGUCAAGUAUCACAAUAUGAUCUUGGCUUAAGAAUGCCAUACAAUCCUGGACUUUUAAGUCAUCGACUUGAUAUUACUGCUUGCUCAUAUUUUACUUCAUUCACUUGCCCACUGAGACUUGUCUUCCAUGCCUUGGAUGCUGGGACAGAGCCAUUUAUGGUUAUGUUCAAGGCUGGUGAUGAUUUACGUCUUGAUAGUUUAAUAUGCCAACUCACCUUUCUUAUGGAUCGUAUAUGGUUAGAUGCGGGACUGGAUUUGCGUAUGAUACACUUUCGUAUUAUACCAACGGAAGAACAAAAAGGUUUUAUUGAAUUGAUAUCUGAAUGCAGUACUCUUCGGCAAAUCCAACAACAAGGUGGUGGGCUCACUGGACCCUUUAAAGAAGGCGUUAUAACAAAAUGGUUACAGUCUCAAAAUAUCACUGAAUUGGAUUAUAAACGGGCUUUGGAUAACUUUCUUCGUUCAUUAGCUGGAUGUUGUGUAGCGACGUAUAUACUUGGUGUGGGUGAUCGACACAAUGAUAACAUUAUGAUACGUUAUUCUGGUCAUGUAUUCCAUGUUGACUUCUCCAAAGUAUUUGGAAAUAGUCAAACAUUUGUAGGUAUUAAAAGGGAUCGUGUACCAUUUGUGUUAACACAGGAUAUGUUACAUGUGCUGAAUACAUAUUCUAAGGAUAUGACGGAUUCGCUGCAUGGUUUAAGUAAUUCUUCGGGAUUCGGUUACACUCCUGGUCAAAGCUCUACUCAUCCACAACAAGGUAUACAAUUAUUCAUAGAAAAAUGUUGUGAAGCAUAUAAUUUGCUGAGACAUCGUUCAUAUCAGCUUAUUUCAUUGCUGGAAUUGAGCUUAUCGAUGAACAUUCCAGGAUUGAACCGUGAUUGUGUUCGAUUUGUGCUGAGAGCACUGAGACCAGAACUGAAUGAUCGAGAAGCAAGUCAGUACUUCACUGAACUUGUUCGUAAAACUCUACACUCGAAGUCUUCUAGUUUCAAUUUCUUUGUACAUGGAUUAGCCCAGGUUAAACAAGCUACCUUAGGUGGUGGAGGCGUUUCUGGUACAAAUACUAAUAUUUCCAACUUAUCUGAUAGAGGUUCUCCUUCUAGAAUGAAUAAUAUGAUUAGUGAUCAUUCCGCAUUGAUUAAUACUACUAAUAAUCACAGUAAUUCCAGCAUUACUGGGAGAUUUGUAAAUGAUUCAAAGUUGAGAUCAACCCCACCUACAAACAAUUCCCUAUUAAAUUGUCCUGGAACUGGACAAAUAUUCAGUUUUAAUCCAAAGCGUUUCACAAAUAUUUCAGAUGGAAAUAUGGAUGCGAUUGUGGUUGAAAUAGCAGUGAAAAAGAAAACUGAUGAUAAACAUUCUGAUUAUUAUUUUCCAAUGAAUAUUUGGCGUGAAAAUUGUCGUGUCCCAACAAGAAUAUAUCGACGUCUUUCUGACUUGGAAGAAUUAGAAACUCGGUUACAAGAUUGUUUUCCUAACUCAAUUGCUACAAAAACAGUUUCUCAUAUAAUGAAUGCGUUGAAUUCAAUAAAUGUCAGUUCAAGUCGAUCCCAAGAUCAUGUCCAAUCUUUGGUGGAUAGUCUACUUUCGGACGAUGAAAUCGUGUGCAAAAGUGAUGUUGUAUACACUUUCUUUCACAGUGUACUAUUUGAUGAGAGAUUUGCCACUGAAGACAUGUCGUUACAAGCUGUUUCAUAAAAUACCUCCUGUAAGCUUAUAUAACUGAUAAAACUGCAUAAUAGUUAUUUGUAAAAUAUAAACUCUUCUUUGGGGAUUUUUUUGUUUUUACUAUGACUCGGGUUAUUUAGAUGAAAUGAAGAGGAAACUAGUUAAAUUUGAAGCGUAAAAAUAUCUUGUUAUUAUUACAAGUGAACUACGAAGAAGGUCACACUAUACCAUUAUGGCUAAAUGUUGUAACUGUUCGAAGAUAAAGGCCUAUUCUUCUAUCCAUCCGUCUGCACCUCAGAAACUCGUCUACAACCUAAGAAGUUGCUUAAGCGUUGUUACCACCUUACAUGUUGAAUACUGAUAAUCUACUUCAUAACAGAUGCUUUUCUCUUACAAUCAUCCUUCGUUAGGACAGGUAAUAUAUUCAGUGAUUUAUAUGAUAUUUUGUAAAUAGUUUCGCGUAAACCACCAUUUCAAGCAAAGCAUGGUUAAAUACCACAUGUUGCUUAUUUCGAAAAAGUUAUUCUCAUCUCUAAGUACUCAUUUAUUACUUUCCUUAGAAAUAAUCUAAACAUAUAGUAAAAGUAAAUUGAGCAUACUCAAGAUUAAUCACUUUGUAAAAAUUUGUAGUUGGAUAAAAAGUAGACGAAUAUGACUAUAUGACUGCUAACACAACAAGUGUUUUGUUUUGCUAACUGCUUCUAAAAAUGUUAGUCAGUUCAUUUAAUCACUUCUAACGAGGUUCUCAAUUGAUUGUGCUAACCUGAUUUGUUUACUUAUCAUCUUUAUGAAUAAAUUGUGAUUGUUUAAUUUAGAGUUAUGCUUCACUUUAACUUGGUAAAGAGAUCUUUAUUUAUUUUCUCCUUGAGAGUUUAUGUUCGCACUUUGGUUCAGUUAAAAAAAUAAUAACUAACUCUGUUCAACCUAGUUUGUGCUAAUCAACACUACAAAUAAUGAAAUUAUUCAAUUAAUUAAAAAAAAUUUUGUUUAAAUGCACAAUGGUUACUAUUUUUAAAUAUCAAUUUGCGAUUUCAUUUAAACAUUUUUCCAGUGUCUAUAAAGUUUGGUCCUAACAGUAUACAUGCGAUUUAUACUCGUAAUUCAUUGAAAAAUGAUAUCACUUCAGAGAACUCUAAAGAUAGAGUGACACUUUCUAGCUGUUUCUUACUGUUUUAGGGCCUAAUCAUAGCCGUAUUGAUAUAAGUCUUUCACGCAGUUCUAACAAAUAGCCCAAUAACUCUGAGCAACGGUACUCUAUUCAUUCAACGCUUAUGUUUUUUCUGAGAUAAUUAGUGUAUGUUUAUAUACUGUGAGCUGGUCAGUUUUAUAAAUGAUGUCUUUUCAACAGAAGUUCAUAAAUACUCGUAGUUUAACAGGGUGGUACUUUAAUUGACGUCAGUUUUGCUGUGGGAACUUUUAUCUAAUUAACCAAUCUCCUUGAAACAAUAACAGCUGACUUGUUAUUUUGCUUGCAUAAGUAAAUCUGGAUAAAUAUGCAUGCAAGUAAAUAAGUUUACUUUAUUAAUCCUAAAUAUUUUAGGAAUCAAUCC